This is a messenger RNA of Ceratosolen solmsi marchali, 577 nucleotides long. It is a transcript of the gene purple, whose product is annotated as 6-pyruvoyl tetrahydrobiopterin synthase purple. Gene Ontology annotation, biological process: tetrahydrobiopterin biosynthetic process. The transcript has 3 exons. The coding region runs from base 143 to 571 and encodes 142 amino acids. The record is from RefSeq and is a predicted model, not a curated record. Gene Ontology annotation, molecular function: 6-pyruvoyltetrahydropterin synthase activity. Gene Ontology annotation, cellular component: mitochondrion. NCBI's taxonomy places the organism in Eukaryota, Metazoa, Arthropoda, Insecta, Hymenoptera, Agaonidae.
CAGCGGUUGACAAAUGCACUUGUAAGAUCGAAUUUUAUAUCCUGCACGGAUAAAAUGAUAAAUGAAAUCAAGUUUAGUUCACUAUUAGAAAGCUGAUAAGACGUGCAAAUUAUUUGUUGCACGUGAUUUUAAAAAGUUAACAAUGUCAGUCUCUAUCGCUUAUUUAACUAGAAAGGAAACUAUUUCAUCUUGUCAUAGACUUCAUAGUUUACAGCUUAGUGAUGAAGAUAACAAAAAUGUUUAUGGAAAGUGCAAUAAUUUUUGGGGUCAUGGACAUAAUUACACUGUUGAAGUUACAGUACGAGGUCCUGUUGACCCAAAAACGGGAAUGGUCAUGAAUAUUUCUGAUCUGAAAGUUUAUAUGAAGAAGAUUUUAAUGGAACAGCUUGAUCAUAAAAAUUUGGAUAAAGAUGUACCAUAUUUUAAAAAUAUUGUAUCUACCACAGAAAAUGUUGCUAUUUACGUUUUUAAUGAAAUUAAAAAAUUAUUGCCUAAACCUGAGUUACUUUAUGAAGUUAAAAUUUAUGAAACGGAUAAUAAUAUUGUUAUUUACAGAGGAGAAACAAAAUAAUAUUUA